AUGACGGCGCAAGGCAGAACUUCCGCGCACGUGACUUCCACCGCCUCCUCGUCCGCGCUCCGCCAAUCUACCGCCCAAAGCCUAACAUCCGCGGGUGCAGUGGUCGCGCAGGCUUCCGCGCCUCCCCCUUCCCCUCCCGAUGACCGGCCAGGCGACGGGGACUGGGGGAGUAUUCUGCCCGCGGGGAACGAAGCGCGGCUGAUACCCGCCAAUGAGAUCAUUGGUGUGUGCCGAUCCGGAGUCCCGUCGGCUAGCUCAAUGUCUUCUCCUUUCCUUCCCAACUUCUUCUUUCCAUCUCCUCCCCUUCACCCCUUUCAUUGCCUCGCAGCCACCUCCACCAUCACCAUCGCCCCUGGCUGGAACGGACAGACGUUCGCCAACUAUGUGGGCAAGCUGCCAGACGAGCAGUUUGAUCUCAUCAUGGAUUUACUCUUCGACAAGGACAAGGGCAUCGGACUCAAUUUGGCCCGCUACCUCAUAGGCGGGAGCGUCAACUACACCAACAACUCCCAGUUCCUCACUGCUGCCUGGGAAACCCACUAUAUCCCCGGCUUCAGCGUCCAGCCAAACGGGCCGUACGACUGGACGUCAGACGGGCGGCAGAGGCGGACAAUGCUCGCCGCCCUGGCGCAGAAUGUGGACGAGGUUGAGGCGGUGUCGUACUCGCCGCCCUGGUGGAUGACCUUCAGCGGGGACACGGCCGAGACUGAAAUGGGCAAGUGUAACUUAAAGCCCGAGUAUUUCUAG
Molecule: messenger RNA, 747 nt
Organism: Closterium sp. Naga37s-1
Lineage: Eukaryota; Viridiplantae; Streptophyta; Zygnematophyceae; Desmidiales; Closteriaceae
Source: the annotation of a GenBank genome assembly